This is a messenger RNA of Anisakis simplex (herring worm), 1023 nucleotides long. The record is from the annotation of a GenBank genome assembly. NCBI's taxonomy places the organism in Eukaryota, Metazoa, Nematoda, Chromadorea, Rhabditida, Anisakidae.
UUGGCAUUCGAUGCUACGCAGCCUUUCCCGUCACGAUAUACAAUUGAGCAAAAGCAACGAGCUUAUUUGGCAGUUCUUGAGGAACGUCUCAGUCGACGUAAACAACUUCGUCAAUGUCUCAGUACGACAGCGAAACCAAAUCUGAAUGAUGGUUACGUCAUUGAAUUAGUAACGUUCUGCGGUACCAAGCAAGGGUGUGGCUAUAUUUGCGCUGGAAAUCAAACGAAAGGAAUUGUUUCACGAUUCACUAUAACCGCUACCACUUCAACUUUGCAAAAAUUAGACCAUGAGGCGAGUCGAUUCGAAUGUCGCAUUCUUUCGAUGAUCGCUCCAGACGAAGAUAUCGCAUUUCUAUCCCUACUAUCUGCGUAUAUUGUUGCGGUUCAUAUCAAAGGCUUGAAUGUUGAAAUUCUGUGGGAAUUGAAGUUGAACGAUGUUCCACUGAAAUUACUUCAUUACGACGAGCAUCUUUAUGCAGCGCUUGCCAGUGGAACACUGACCGUUAUUGAGAAUGUGACGGAACUCGUUCCAAACGAACUGGAAUUGUAUCAUCUGCCGAUCGGUGCUGCACCCAUCAGCGAUGUUGUUGUCGUGAAUCACACACUCUGUCUUGCAGUUGCAUGCAAAAUUGUUGUGCUCAGUAUACCAAGACCCAGUUUUACAUGUUUGGAUGGUCGACAAGACAUGGAAAUAACGAUGGUUUUGUAUGUUCAUGAACAGAUUUGGAUUGGAACAAAUGAUGGCUAUUUGAUUAUCUAUGACGUCAAGAACUCAGCUGCAAAUGAUACUUCAAAAUUGUUGCGACCACCGCCGGUACAAAAGUAUCCAGCUGGACUCCGUUUGUCGCCAAAGUCAGGUUCUGUGUGUGCCAUCCAUCACUUACCCACCUAUUAUAUACCAACGGAAUCAGAGACUCGACAUGACGAAAGGGUUAGUGUUGCGGAAUAUCCAGCUGCGGAACGGCAAGGACGGAAAGUAUCGAUGUUCAUGAAUCAAAAUACAAAGCGAUAUAGCAUUACAUAG